Molecule: messenger RNA, 1077 nt
Organism: Cladophialophora carrionii CBS 160.54
Lineage: Eukaryota; Fungi; Ascomycota; Eurotiomycetes; Chaetothyriales; Herpotrichiellaceae
Product: glucosamine-6-phosphate deaminase
Exons: 5
Coding region: 1-1077 (358 amino acids)
Biological process (GO): N-acetylglucosamine catabolic process; N-acetylneuraminate catabolic process; carbohydrate metabolic process
Cellular component (GO): cytoplasm
Molecular function (GO): glucosamine-6-phosphate deaminase activity; identical protein binding
Source: RefSeq, a predicted model, not a curated record
AUGAGGCUGAUUGUCCGAGAUACGGUUGAGGGGGCCUCAGAGUAUGUGGCCUGGUAUAUCCUGCAACGGAUCAACCGCGCCUGUCCGAGCAAGCAGAACCCAUUUGUUCUGGGCCUUCCGACAGGGACCAGUCCUCUCGGUAUCUACGCCUGUCUGAUCGACUUCUUCAAGAAGGGGCUUGUCAGCUUUCAGCAUGUCGUCACCUUCAAUAUGGAUGAAUACGUGGGUAUUCCCCGUGACCAUCCCCAGAGCUAUCAUUCCUUCAUGUUCCAACACUUUUUCGACCACAUUGACAUCAACCCCGAGAACAUUCACAUCCUGAACGGUAAUGCCCCGGACCUUCAAGCGGAAUGUCAGGCUUUUGAGGAAGCCAUCGUCCGAGCUGGUGGCAUCGAUCUCUUUCUCGGGGGGAUGGGCGCCGAUGGCCACAUUGCAUUCAACGAACCAAGAUCCAGCCUCGCUUCUCGAACGCGAGUGAAAACACUUGCCCGAGACACGAUCAGAGCCAACUCGAGGUUUUUCGGAGACGAUGAGAGCCAGGUACCCAUUCGUGCGCUCACGGUCGGCGUGCAGACUGUAAUGGACGCACGCGAAGUGGUUAUCAUUGCCACUGGAAUCCACAAGUCGGUGGCAUUGCAGCGGUGCAUCGAAUCGGGCGUCAGUCACAUAUGGACACUGUCCUGCUUGCAGAUGCACCCGCGAGCCAUGGUGGUCGUCGACGAAGACGCAACAAUGGAACUCCAGGUGAAGACUGUCAAGUAUUUCAAAAGUGUUGAGAAUGUCGACAACGAGAACACUCUGGUCGCCACGUCGGACAUGGCCAAAACAGACCAAUUCGAAUCGUCUCGAACGACCAAAAUGACAGCCGAUCCGAGUCCAGCCAUCCAAGUAGACGCUUCAACGGACCAGGCGUCCCCGGUGACCGAUCAUCGUCUAGCAAAUGGCUUUCUUCUCAACAGAUCUGAACUUCUCCUGCCUCCACCGGACCGACCGAAUCGUACCGCGUCGGUCAGCCCCGAGCUGAUCCCCGAUCGAAUGGCAUCGCGGAUUGCGCUGACUUUGCCCUCCCGCGCCUGA